AUGUCCUCUCUAUUUAUGGUUUUUAAGUUUGCCAAAGUACUUAUAAUGUAGAUUUUGAGAUCGAUUUCUGAAAGUUCUAUCGUCGCUAAUGAUUUAGCUUCAGGAUUAGCUGGAAAUACUUUAUUUUCAAGCUUAUUAGCUUCAAACAUGCCAUAUUCAACUAUCCCGCAUCAUCAAUUUCAAGAUGAUAAAUCUCCAGAGCCAGAUGAUCUAAUAGGGGAAUGAAUUGGCGGCAAAAACUUAGCCACAAUGAAAUUGCAAAAUAAAACAUAUAGACUUAUGUAUAAGUCUUAUUGUAGAAAAGCUCCCAGAAGGAUACUACUCGCCUCUAUUUCUGCUUUACUGCUUGCUUAUCAGUCUGAGCAUGGCCUUCCGCUGUGCUUCUGCUAAAGGACAGGGUUACACUCGCUUCCAAUAAUCAGGGGCUCUGGAUUAUAAUGCCGGGCGUCAGCGAAAUUGCCUUCCAGAAAAUUUGAAUAUCGAAUCUUCUGGCCAUUGCCAGCCCAGAUAAACAUUUUUUAUCGCUAGGGAAAUUGCCAGAUUGAUUAAGAGAUCAAUAUCUUACUCUACUCCAGCGUCCCAUCCCCCAUGUGGGAAAAAAAAAUGACCCAGGAUGUGAGCAUUGGUUCGUCAGCUCAGCGCUGUCCUCCACCCAAGCCACCAAAAUCUAGUUUGAUGUACGUUUCCAAACACUUUCCUCUCUUCUAUAAGGUCCUGGUAUCCCAAUGAACCUUUCCAGCUGCAGGUGCUAAGAGAGCAUUUUGAUUGAUUACAUUACUAUAUAACUUAUGUAUAGGUCAAGCCUCAUAGCAAAAGUCCCAAUUGCUGAUCAUGAGUCAAAUGAAAAAGCACUAGUCCAUGCUAACAAAUUGCUAAAUGAUUACUGCAAAUCCAAAAAACUGAUUAAUAACGAAUACAGAUACAUGAUUGAUGACAAAGGAAGCUUUUUAGAAGUCAAAGUUGGAAAAUCAAGCUUUUUUUGCGACUCUGAGCUAAAGGAUCUUGUAGAAAAAUAUAAUUGGAAUACACAGAAAAGUAAAAGCGCCAUUAUAGCAAAAGAAAAAAAUAAACAAAUUGAGUUUUCAAGAAUGGCUUUAGGAGUAUUAGAUAAGAAAAUAGAAAUUGGGUUUAAAGAUGGAAAUUCUAUGAAUCUCAGGAAAUUUAAUCUUACUCAAAAAGAGGCAGCUGCAAAACCAAAAAAGGCGAAAAAAAGCGAGCCAAAGCCUGCUAAAGAAAAAAUCCCAAAGUCUUAA
Molecule: messenger RNA, 1253 nt
Organism: Blepharisma stoltei
Lineage: Eukaryota; Ciliophora; Heterotrichea; Heterotrichida; Blepharismidae
Source: the annotation of a GenBank genome assembly